Molecule: messenger RNA, 915 nt
Organism: Colletotrichum phormii
Lineage: Eukaryota; Fungi; Ascomycota; Sordariomycetes; Glomerellales; Glomerellaceae
Exons: 1
Coding region: 1-915 (304 amino acids)
Source: RefSeq, a predicted model, not a curated record
AUGUCGGCCGCCACUCCUUCAGAAGCGACCAUCGGCGGCACCACAGACACCAUGACGGAUGAUGGAGGUACUCCCCUCAACGACACUCCCAUUCCGAUUGACUUGUCCAGCGCUCGCCGAGCUAAGACUCCCGACGUGGACCUCACAGGCUCAUCUAGUGCCUCCUCAGCUCCCUCAACUCCUACCAAGCCGGCUAGCGAGCGCAGCCAAGCCACUCCCAACGGGCCGAAGCUUACUUCUCACAAGGAUGCGUCUAAGCAGCUUCGCGAUCUGAUUGUCGCCCACAAUAAGAAGGGAGUCGAGAUAAAGGAGAUGUUGGUCCUAUACAGGGACCUGACACGUGAGGAUAAUGCCACUCCGAUAAUUCUCGACGAAUGUGUCACUGCGACAAAUGCUCGUCUUGUGCGGGCUAUCGAAGAUGUCGAGGCUCUUGAGGAUGGCCGUCCGCCGCGGGUGACACCCUAUCCGGCUGACAAGAUUCCCGAGCUUCUUGCCGCUGUCGAGAAAGCCGAGGCCGAUAGGGAUGCAUUCUAUGCUGAGACUCAGCGCUUGUUCAUGCAACUUGCGAUGCUUGAGGAAGAGCAACACGCUCUCAGGGCCAAGGCGGUGAUUGCUAGAAAGGUUGAGCUUGAAGCUAGAAUGCGAGAAGGCAUGCCCACUGCCUCAGCGGCCUGCAACAAACCUUUUGCGCCUUCUGGAUCCGGCUUGCCUAUCGCUCUCGGAACCCCGAGCAGUUCGACGCCUACGACUGUUGGACGGCGGGGUAUUAACAAAACGCCUAUUGUGUUUACAUCUCCCACUAGCCCGGAGGUCAUCGGCCGGAAGCCGAGUGGGCAGAACUCCAGAGCGGGCGUGUGUGCAUCGAGUUUGGAUGAUCCUCAGACGCCCACGAGAAAGAGAAAAGCUCGACACUGA